GUCUGGCUUCAAUGCUCGCAUAGAAGUAAAAGCGGCAAAGUCAGGGCGACAAUGGCGGCAGAGGCAAACGGCACGUCGCACGGGGCGAGAAGCGCAGAGAGUUCGGCUGCAACUGCUGGCCCUUCGACGGCUCUCGAGGCGCUGCAGGCGUUCAAGGAGGCGCAGGAGCGGCGCGUGGCGCACUGGCAAGAGUACGAUGAGGCGAUGCGGCACUACGACGACUCGACGCCUCGCCUCCAGCAGGCCUCCUCCAACGACGCGGGCGAGAUUCGAACAGGGCCACCCCCAUCCUCAGAAGCAGCAAGAACAAGCGGCCAGAGCCAAGGAAGUGGACGUGGGUGCGGGCAUGGGAGCAGCAGCCACUACGACGAGGGCCCGCUUCCCAUCUCGGACGAGCUGAUGGCCAAGAUCCUCUCGCUGGUGACGUCGGGCCUCCUCGACUGCUCCCAUGCAGUCAGGACCGUCGAGACGGAGCUGCGUACGGCGCUGAGCAGGUCAGACCUGGCGGACCUCGUGGGCAAGGUGCAGGCGCUCGAAAACACAGUGCUGCGCUCUAUUGUGGAGCGCGACCAGAACAAGCGCCGGGCCAGGCUCGAGGCGCGCGACCUCGACGCCGACAUCCAGGCGAGCGAGGCGACGGUGCGUCAGACGCGGCAGGAGAUCGCAGAGGUCAUGACCGAGAUCAAUGCCGAGAUGGCCGAGCUGUGACAAGUGUACAACAACAAUCAAUCCCAUUUUGCGAC
Acaromyces ingoldii is the source of this 743-nucleotide messenger RNA. RefSeq lists its product as hypothetical. The transcript has a single exon. NCBI's taxonomy places the organism in Eukaryota, Fungi, Basidiomycota, Exobasidiomycetes, Exobasidiales, Cryptobasidiaceae. The record is from RefSeq and is a predicted model, not a curated record. Bases 52 to 708 code for a protein of 218 amino acids.